CGAGACAGAGACUGGCUCGUUCUGCAUCUUUCCAUUGCCCAACGUCGUGCGUGACCUUGGAUGGAAGUUGCCGGCAGCACACCCAGACAACGGCGCGACUCGCAGUCCACUGCGCCAUACCAAGCGACUGUGGAUGGGGCGAACACGACCAUGAAAGACACGCCUGCUCCGAACGUGUCGUGUGGCUUGCUCAAGAUGCUCGACCAUUGGGUAUGGCAUUAUACCGUACUGCUAGUGCAUUUCGGCGACUACCUCGUGAACUCGACCGCCAUUGCGUUCCUCUCGGCCGACUACACAUACGUUGAAUGGGGAGAAACCCUGCGCCUGCUUUCCAUGGGGUGCUCUGGCGUGUAUGCCAUCGACGUGCUGCUUCGGAUGGCUGGUCUACGCACGCGACUUUGUCGGUCCUGCGCGAGUAUGAGCGACGUCGUGGCCUUGCUGUGCGUCGGGGGUGCCUUGGCGGCUCGGUUUGUGUACGCGGACAACGUCGAGGAGAAGCGCGUGGUCAUCACCGAGUACUUGGACAAGGACCAGCCAUUGCUGCCAGGCGAAACCCACGUCUUUCCGAAAUACAGAUCGAACCAAAUCGAAAUCUACUUUGCGGCGGCGUAUUGCGUCGUGCUGGCGGUGCGCAUCGUGUUGAAGCCCAUGGUGCGGGUCUACUCCAAGUCGCUCCAGCCCACUUCCGCCGCGGACACGCUGCUCAUCUCGAUGGACUCGCUGCGGUCGGCCCUUCGCCGCAUCCCCAACAUCGCCGCGGCAUCGGUGGAAGUGAUGGAGCACGACUUGGUCAUCAUUUGCGGCCGAACGGACGGCGACAUGACCAACGACGAACUGAUGGUGUUCCUGGAGAAGGCCGUGGCCCACCGCCCCGCCGACAUGACCGCGUCGGCGUUCUUGAGCCACCUGCGCGACUUGGACGCGCAGUCGGCGCUGCGCGUGUACGGCGCCCUGGACGUGGUCUCGUCGACGCUGCGCCAUUGGUCCAACCAGCGGGUGGCGCUAGCGAGCACGGUGUUAAUCGUGCUCGUGCACGCGUCCAUCACGCCCAUGUUGGCGUACUUUAUGGGUUUGCUCGGCGACGAAGCAUUUCCGAAUCGCGUCAACAAGAUCUUCAAGCAGGGCUACCGCAACGGCACGAUGCAGACGUGGGUCGAGACGCAAGUGAUGGCCAAGAACAAGUUUGUCUUCCCCAACGGCACCGAAGGCACGUUUACGUACUUCGUGCCGGCCUCGAGCUUGGCUGUGGGUGUAUGUGGCAUCCUCCUCAUCUGCGUGCCGUUUGCGAUCGUGGACUUCCUCAUGGGGUACUUUCAAUCGACGAUGAUUGCCAACGCCACGCUCAAGGUGCAGGGCCAGCUGCUCAAGACGAUUCUGGCCCAGCCCACGCUCUUCUUCUCCCAGCGCACCGAAGGCGACCUCAACAACUUGUUCCAGUCGGAUGUGGCGCGCGUGAAUGCGCUGUGGCAGGCCGUGUUUUGGAACCUCAUGCACCCGAUCGUGUCGGUGGUGGCCGGCUUUGCGUUUCUCAUCUACUUUGAGCCGUCUGUGGGCAUGGCGUCCCUCGGGUUUGCCGCCGUGCUCAUUUCCACGGGCCCCCAAGGCCACGCAUCUCUAAAGUCCAAAGAGUUUGGCUCCAAGAAUGCGUUUGUGGCCGCCGAGUUUCAGAACGCCGUGCAGUGUCACAACGUGGUGCGGGCGUACGACAUCCAGCCGUCGCUCCUGGCAAAGUUUGCGUCGUCGACGGCCAUGCUAGGCCAGGCGCAAUUCCUCAAAGACUUUUGGUCGGGGAUUGUGCAGAUUUACGUGGACAGCGCCAUGUAUGUGUUUGUGGCUAUCAUGACGGCUGGCAUGGCCACCAAGGUGUACAAGGGCGACAUGACGUCGGGGGACUUUUUUUCGGCCGUGACGCUCUUGGGCCGCGUGUCCACGCCCGUGACGGUCCUCGGCGGGUUCAUGCGGGUCGCCAUUGGCAACGCCAGCAGUCUGCAGCGCCUCGACGAGAUCGUGUACGACAAAUGUGACGUGGACGACGGCGACACGGACCGCCUGCCACGUGUCCCGCGCAUGCAGCAGGGAUUGCGAAUUGAUCGCUUGAGCUUUCAAUAUGACCCCACGUCGGACGUGUGGAACUUGCAAGACGUGAACGCCACGUUUCCCAUUGGCCAUUACGUGUGCAUUGUGGGUCCGAGUGGAUGUGGGAAAAGCACGUUGCUGGGGUGUUUGAUGCAGUUUUACGAGCCGUCGGAUGGUGUCAUUGCCGUGGACGACCACAAUCUGCACGCGUAUUCCAAGUCGAGCUACAUGGGGCAGAUCGCCGUGGUAUUUCAGGACGGCGGGAUCUUGAACGGCAGCAUUCUAGACAACAUUCGGUUUGGCAAUGCUUUGGCGACGGACGACGAGUGCAAACAUGCGGCCGAGCUGGCCGAGUGCGGCGCGUUCGUCCAUGCCCUCAAGGACGGGUACGACACGAUUGUGGGACAGCACGCGACGGCCAAUUUGAGCGGCGGACAGACGCAGCGCAUCUGUCUGGCGCGGGCGCUGGUCCGGAAGCCGUCCAUCUUGCUGCUGGACGAAGCCACGUCGGCGCUGGACGCCGAGACCGAAGCCUCGAUCGUCGACUGCCUCCACGCGUUGGCCAAGAAGUUGCACAUGACGAUCAUUUCGGUGACCCAUCGGUUGUCGACGACAAGGUCGGCCGAUUCGAUCCUCGUCAUGCAAAGCGGCCGCAUCAUCGACCGCGGCACGUACCACGAACUGCUGGCUCGGCCCAUGGGCUUCUUUGCGGAGGUCAUGAACAAGCCAGAAGAAGCAGCCGGCAACAAGUGCCGCGAGAGUGCGGCCACGUUCAACUAUGGCAGCCAGUUCUUUGACAUGGAGGACGACACAGCAGUGGCCACCAACAGCCAGCGGGCCCUCGAGUUGUUUGCCGACGACUUGCGUACUCGAGCGGUAUAUAUAUAUAUACGUACAUGGCCGUCGUUGCUUGGAGCACGUUUCAAAGCCAUGAGUGUGUAGGACAGUCGCGACGUCCUGGGGGGCAUGAAAUCGAGAAAGAACUCUUCGAUAUUGUCGGAAACGACGUCGGACAAAGCUGCCCCCUCGCAACGCCAAGACUCGUCGGAGAAUUAUGUCGUCUUGUAACCUUGCAUACAUUUUAUUCCACGUCAUGAUAGUACUAUUUGUGUUGCAUCGAGUACACUACUAAUAGGAUGAUACGACUAACAGCACAAAAAAGUGUAUUUCACCCA
This is a messenger RNA of Aphanomyces astaci, 3251 nucleotides long. RefSeq lists its product as hypothetical. Bases 61 to 3018 code for a protein of 985 amino acids. The transcript is spliced from 11 exons. Gene Ontology annotation, cellular component: membrane. Lineage: Eukaryota; Oomycota; Saprolegniomycetes; Saprolegniales; Verrucalvaceae. Gene Ontology annotation, molecular function: ATP binding; ATP hydrolysis activity; ABC-type transporter activity. Gene Ontology annotation, biological process: transmembrane transport. The record is from RefSeq and is a predicted model, not a curated record.